Cyclocybe aegerita is the source of this 552-nucleotide messenger RNA. NCBI's taxonomy places the organism in Eukaryota, Fungi, Basidiomycota, Agaricomycetes, Agaricales, Hemipholiotaceae. The record is from the annotation of a GenBank genome assembly.
AUGCACGCCGUUUUCCUCCUCCUCGCCUGUGUUUCCUCCGCCUUUGCUUACUCCGUCAUCGUCCCCAACGCAUCCCAGGGAUGGACAAAUCAAGGCGCACAAACUCUUACCUGGCAGCGUGUUGAGUCCGACAGGCUCAACUUCACCGCUCUCCUCACCAACCAGCGGGUCCAAGGUUACGAGCCCCAGGUCCUCUCGGCUCUCGUCGAUGGUACCCUCGGCACUGUUAACUUGAACCCUCCCAGUGGGGGUUGGCCUACCGGAAGCGGCUUCCGCCUCAACCUCGUUCAGGACGCCAACAACCUCAAUGCCAUUCUCGCCCAGUCUCCCGAGUUCGCCAUUGCACCAGCCAGCACGACUUCUGUGAGAACGACUGCCGCUACCACAAACACCAUUGCAACUCCAGCCACCACCACCACGGCGGCUAGUGAUCCUACCACAAGCGACACUCUCACUCUACCCACCACUGGAACGGGUGGUGCCUUGGCCAGCUACUCUGCGAACACUGGGUUUCUUGCCCUCUUCUCGCUUCUGGGCUUCAUCCUCGCCUAA